ACAGCUGAAGGUAGCUGUGCAGGUGUGCAGCUGUGCGGGCGACUGCAGCGGCUGUUGCCGAGGCUGGACGAUGGACACCGCGUGCAGGGGCGUCCUCCUGGCGCUCGCGGCCGGGGCGGCGGUGGUGUGGGGCAAGACGAGCCCCGAGGAGUGCGGCCCGGCGUUCCGCGGCAAGUGCCUGUGCGGGGUCGACGACUACCAGGACCGGCUGCGCCAGUACAUCGUCAACUGCUCCGGCACCGGCUUCAAGGACACCUCCGUGCUGCAGCAUCUGCCCGCCCAGGUCCAGGUGCUGGUUUUCACCGGUAACUCCAUCCCGGAGCUGCCGUGGAACGUGUUCGGCACUCUCAACAACCUGAGCGAGCUGCGCGUGGUGGACAUGUCCAACAACGGGAUCAAGGACAUCAAGGGCAAGACCUACCACAGGGUCGCGAACGUGGAGCGGCUGGUCCUCAACAACAACGACCUGACGAUAUCCGAGUCGGGGGAGGCGCACCACCACCACCCGCGGGUGUUCUCCAACUUCGUCAACCUGAUGGAGCUGCACCUGACCGACGCCUUCGCGGACAACGUGACGGGCGACCUGGCCCAGGACCUCCACGACAUCUUCGUGAACAGCAACCUCACCAAGGUGAAGAAGCUGCACCUGGAGCAGAACGAGAUAAGCGUGUUCAAGGACCCGGACAUCUUCUGCGACCUCCCCGGCCUGAUGGACCUCCACCUCGGCGACAACCUGCUGCCGGGCAUCGGCUUCAACCUGGCGUGCCUGGGCCGCCUGCGCUUCCUGGACCUGGAGGGCAACCGCAUAUCCGGCCUGAGCGAGGGCGAGCUGGCGAUGCUGGACAGCCUGCCCGCCCGCAACCAGUCGGUGGUGGUGGACCUGGGCGACAACCCCCUGCCGUGCGACUGCUCCGUGCGGCGGCUGUACACCUGGCUGCAGACGACGCGCGUGCAGGUGCGCAACAAGGACGCGCUCCGCUGCCGCGGCGGCGUGGUUCAGUGCGAGCCGCGCUCCGACGCCUCGUCGUCCGCGGGGUCCCACUACGUCUCCAACGUCAUCCUCGGCCUCAUGUUCACCACCGUCGUCCUGCUCGGCGCCGCGGCGGCCUUCGUGUACCGCGCCGAGCUCAACAAGUUCGCACGGCCCAUAAAGGACUCUGUUUCCCGCAAAAUCCAGUACACGUCCAUCGGGAAGCCGGAAGACCAGGAGAUGGAGGUGAUCAAGAUUCGUAGCGACCCCACACCCGUCCCAGUCUGAGCCGACACCAGCACGCAGACUUAAAAAAAAAUAAAGGUAGCUCGUAAAAGAGUGCACAAUGAAAUUUGGCUGUGGAAAUGGAUUACCUAUUUGAGGUAAUGUUUUUUUUUAUGUAUGUGAAAAAAAUUGCCCCAAAUAACUCAAGUGGUGUUUGUGUUUGACCGCUGCAGCCUCUUGGCUAAGCCUCGUUAUCGUCUUCCACACUCCAUUCCAUCAAGACUGAUAACCUUGAAUGUUCGUCGAUAGGGGGGGGGGGGGGGGGAAGACAAUAGGCUUAUACAUAGCUAAUUGAAUAUGUAAUUAAUGCAUUUCAAGUAAAACUGUAACUUUAAUUAUUUAUUUCUAUUGACUAAAAACAUUGUGAAAUGGCACUGAGACAUUUUUUACUAUGGAAUAUUUAAUAUAUAUUAUAUUACAUAUAUAAUCAUGUUAAUGCACUAACAUCCUGGAAGACUUAAAACUGGGUGAUAUCAGAAUGAUUGAUAAUUAACAAGAUCAGCAAAUGUUCUUAUAAUUUACAUUGUUAAUUUAACACUAUUCAGUAACAUUAUGUUGUAGAAAAUUACCCUGAAAGAUAUAGUACAUUAGGUAAUCAAUGUAAAUUUUUAAUCUGAAAAAAAAAAAAAAUUGGAUAAAGGUUUUAUAUAAAUAGAGAAGUGAGUCUUUUAGUACUCGCUGGUAAUGUGCAACAUCUAACCUCGGUAAUACGCAAUCCUGGUUACUGAGUAAAGUUAUAAACAUUUUUUUUUACUCUUAUGUAAUUUUUCCUCACACUUACGCUGCCUAUCUUAUCACUCCAGGAAAUUAUGUUUUAUAAUCAAUACAUUAAUUUUGUAAGUACCAAUUUUAAAACAAUAUCAAUUACCGAAAUUUAUUAAUACUUUAUAAAAAAAAAAUAACUUCCAGGAAUGACUUUGUAUAGCAAAAUAGUAGGUAUGAUCACAGCAUGUAUUUUAAUACAACACUUAAAAAAAUUAUUGAAUUUAUACAUAUAUACAUUAUUUUUUUUCACGACUUAUUUAUAAUGUAUUAGAACAGCCACAUAGCAAUGUGUCCCACUGUGUAAGACUACUGUUAGUGUAACGAAUGAUGAACAGCUGCACAUUCUCUCUCUUUCACUCUUUCUCUUUGAAAGCCAUGGAAAUGUUUGCGCUCGCUGACGCACUGCAGCACAAGUGCCAACUGCAGGCAGCACCGAAAAAUUGUAUGGCGCGCGCUUUUCCCUGCUUCUUCUUACACAUUUCUAUUGCAUUCACGAAAUUACUCCCACCAAAUGCCAUAUACAGAGAGCCAAGAUGUUACACAUAAAAAAAAAAAAUCAACCCUAACUUUUUUGUGUAUUCUUGCAUGGUAUCACUGUAUCAAAAAUGUUUUACAAUUGCACCAAAUACCAAUGCAAAUCAUCUUCCAAAAUGAUGUUCCUCUUGGAUACUGCAUUCUGCUGUUAAAAUCAGUACAGUGAAAUCUCCUGUAAAAACCUACUAAUAAAGUUCUUAAUAAAAAUAUUUUAUACUGAACUGUAUUAAAUGUCAAACACAUUGUAGAUACUUUUUAGAAAGGUUUCACAAUUUGUAUUUUUUUUCAAGCUGAUCAGUGUUUAGUGCUCAAAUGUUUUUAAGUGUACAUUCGAGGAUAACAAACAUUUUAUUUAUGUAAUAUUUAUUAGAGGUAUUGUGGCUAGUGUUUGGUGCUUAUAAUUUUUAAUAUGUUGUAGCAUUUUAAGUUUUCAGGAGACUAUUUGCAUUUUUACAUUGUCUUAUCACUUUUAUAUGCUUUGUUUUUGUUGCAAGAAAUAAAACCUGUGCAAACACUAACUGACAAGUACAUUAAAAAAUAUGUAAAUCUUUGGUUAAUGCAUUUCCUGGCGAACGUGACUUGUACCAUUUAGAUGUAGUGGCACUGGACUGACAGACAUGGCUAUAAACACUUGUAAAUUGGUGCAAAAAAUAUAUUUUGAACACUAUUA
Molecule: messenger RNA, 3224 nt
Organism: Bacillus rossius redtenbacheri
Lineage: Eukaryota; Metazoa; Arthropoda; Insecta; Phasmatodea; Bacillidae
Product: trophoblast glycoprotein
Exons: 4
Coding region: 71-1258 (395 amino acids)
Cellular component (GO): membrane
Molecular function (GO): protein binding
Source: RefSeq, a predicted model, not a curated record